Lycium ferocissimum is the source of this 1179-nucleotide messenger RNA. RefSeq names its product F-box protein CPR1-like. The coding region runs from base 4 to 1179 and encodes 391 amino acids. Lineage: Eukaryota; Viridiplantae; Streptophyta; Magnoliopsida; Solanales; Solanaceae. The transcript has a single exon. The record is from RefSeq and is a predicted model, not a curated record.
UGUAUGUAUUUGAUGACAGAUGGAAUUAUGAAGAAAUAUCCUAGAGAUGUGGUCAUUCAAAUGUGUCUCCAAAACUUUCUCUUGCGAUUCAAAUGUGUCUCCAAAACUGUUUGCGCUCUCAUACAAUCUUCAACUUUCAUCAAUCUUCAUCUAAACCACUCAACAACUUCGACAGAUGGUAACAUUCUCUUGAAGCGUUCCUUUAAAGAAGAUAUUGAAAUAUAUAAAGCUAUAUUUUCUUUUAUUUCUAGUGAUUGUGAAGAUUACCUGAAAUUCAUUUAUCCAGAACUAGUGGUGCCAUAUAUAACAAACCGUUUGAGUAUUACCAGUGAUAAACUUAUUGGUCCUAGCCAUGGUUUGAUUGCUCUGAUGGAUCCAAUUACUACCAUCUUGUUCAAUCCAUCUACUAGAAAUUAUAGACUGCUGCCGUCGAGCCCUUUUGAUGUUCCAAAGGGAUUCCAUCGAUCCAUUGCAAGUGGCGGGUUUGGUUUUGACUCUGUAGUUAAUGAUUUCAAAGUUUUUAGAAUUAUUCAAGUUUACACGGAAGAUCGUUUCGGGUACCCUGAAAAGGGAGAGAAAAAGGUCGAGGUUUAUGAAUUGGGUAUUGAUAUUUGGAGAGAAUUGGAUCAUGUUGAUCAACAAUUGCCCAAGUUAUUCUGGUUGACUUCUUCGAUAUUUUAUAAGGGAGCUUACCAUUGGAUUACAUCUUCAAGAGAAUUCAAACCAACAAUUCUUUGUUUUGAUAUGAGCACAGAAAUCUUUCGCAAUAUGGAACCCCCUAAUACUCGUGAAUUUUCAAGUGGAACGAUUCAUAGCCUCCUCAUCUUGACUGAGUCUCUAUGCUUGACUUGUUACCCCUGUCUAGGACCCAUGAUUGAUCCAGCAAACAUUUUGAUGGAAAUUUGGAUAAUGAAAGAUUAUAAUGUUUAUGAGUCUUGGAUUAAGAAAUACACAAUUAGAGGUCUUCCUACUGAAUCUCCGUUAGCAAUAUGGAAAGACUGUUUAUUGCUUUUCCAAAGCAAAAGUGGAUAUUUGAUGUUGUAUGAUCUUAACUCUGAUGAAAUCAAGGAAUUGAAUUUCCAUGGUUGUCUGAAAAGUAUGCGAGUUAUAAUUUACAAAGAAAGCAUGACUCCAAUUCCAAAAGGAAGCCAAAGAAGUACACAAGUUGAAAACUUUUAG